UCGACUCCAUCUGGAUGAAUUACUUCACCCUUCGCCUUCAGACAAAUGUAGUCGAUGCUGAGUGAGUGCAAGGAUAAACCAAACUUGUGAUCAUGCUGGCUGUCAAGAGGGUUAUGUGCUAUAAAGAAUGCGCAUUCAGUCGAUAUACUGCAAUAACAAGCAUAAUCUGUAAAUCGACAGCACAACCUGAGACACAGCGCUUGUCCUGGUCUGUUAUGCUUAAAGAAAGAAGCAUUCACAGUUCAACCCGUCUUUCUGGAGGCAAUAAAUUGAUGAAGAUGCUGACCAAAAAGAAGAAAAAACAGUGGUAUGAAUCUCCUCUACAGGCCACAGCUAUUGGUCAGCCUGGCUUUCUGAAACCAUCAAAGCGAAAUAAAGAGGACAGUGUUCGUGUGAGGACUCUGAACAACAUCAUCUACAAAGCAGCGACAGACUUGCUGAGCUCCUAUGAGGUCAACUCAGAGAUCAGUGCCUACAAUGUACAGAUUUCAAAAGUUUCAAUACCACCAGAUUUCUCUGCAUGUCGAAUAUACUGGAAGACAAGUCUGUCGGCUGAGCAAGACAGCCAUAUUCAGCUGGCUUUAGACAAAUGUGCUCCUCGCAUACGGCAUCUUCUCAUCUCUCACCAAAUCCUUGGUAGUGUUCCUCCUGUGGUUUUCAUCAGAGAUAAACAAUAUGCUGCUGUCACUGAGAUUGAAAACCUUCUCAAGAAAGCAGAUUUUGGUCCAGAUGAAAAUAAUACACAUUUAUCCAUCAGUGAUAUUGGGGCCAAAUUGCAGCCGAUAGAAUCUGGAGACAAGAAAAGACCCGUUUUGUUUGGCAUCGAUCACGACGCUCUGCACAAACAGAUCGAAGCCUAUAAACGAGAGAAGGGGGCGAGAGACUCUCUCACACAGAGUCCUGCUGCAGGAGGACUAACACAAGAGCAGCUGGACACACUAGCAGAUAUUAGGAAGCAGAAACUCAUAGAGAAAAAGAAACAGAAAUCUAAACGGAUGAAGGAUGAUGACAUCACUCCUAAGGAUUUCCUUUUGUCUAGAAGCCUUCAAAAAGAGGAGCAGGACAGUGAUGAGGAUAGCCUGGUGGAUAGCCAGCUCUCAGAGCUGAUGGAAGAGGACGACAGGAGACACUGAAAUCAGAUCUUUUGGUCUCUUGCAAUGUUAUGCUGUUUAGUGUGGUCUGUAAAAUAAAAAUCUUCAAGCUUUGGAAAAAGUAAACAUGUAUAUUUUGACAGGU
This is a messenger RNA of Ctenopharyngodon idella (grass carp), 1236 nucleotides long. RefSeq names its product ribosome binding factor A (gene rbfa). The transcript is spliced from 7 exons. NCBI's taxonomy places the organism in Eukaryota, Metazoa, Chordata, Actinopteri, Cypriniformes, Xenocyprididae. The coding region runs from base 93 to 1133 and encodes 346 amino acids. Gene Ontology annotation, biological process: rRNA processing. The record is from RefSeq and is a predicted model, not a curated record.